AUGUAUCGUCUGGAAAAGCUGGAAAGUAAAUCAAAUACUGACUUGGCUGAUCUAAAUACAUACCUUAAAAUGCAAUCACAGUUUGGAGACUCGGACAAAGGCCAUGGAGGGGAGGUGACUGCGCAAGAGUUGUCAGGGGAAUCUCUGAACGACACCAGCAAUGAAGCUACCCACACAGAAAAUGAAGGCAAAUCUGUCAGCAGAGUGUACGGGCUACAAGUGCAACUAGAAGGUCCAGAGCAAGACUCUGAAGAUGCUGAAAAUGCAAUUAAUCAAAAGCAAUCUAAAGACAGCUCGAAUGAGUAUAGCACUGGAGACAACCUCCACAGAGUGCAAAAGGAUGUUAAAACUCAAGAGAAAGCCAUCAACUGGAUGUCCAGUGCAGAUCAACAGAAUGGACAAAAAUCAGAUGAUGAUCACAAAGCUGUCAGCAGCUUAUGCUGUCAAAGGACAGAAGAAAAGAGGGGCUGUCUGAGAAUGACAAAAAAGGUUCUGCAAGACAUCUGUAAACAGCAGAAAUUAUACGUGACCCCAUACUUAAAUGACACUCUUUACUUGCAUUAUAAAGGAUUUGACUGCCUGGAGAAUCUUGAGGAGUAUACUGGGUUGAAGUGUUUAUGGCUGCAAUCCAAUGGCAUAACAAAAAUCGAGAACUUGGAGGCUCAGACAGAGUUGCGUUGCCUCUACCUGCAACUCAAUUUAAUUAAGAAAAUUGAAAACCUUGAACCCUUACAAAAGCUGGAUUCCCUCAAUAUCAGUAACAACUACAUCAAGACCAUUGAGAAUCUCU
This is a messenger RNA of Nestor notabilis (Kea), 790 nucleotides long. RefSeq names its product dynein assembly factor 1, axonemal-like. Gene Ontology annotation, molecular function: protein binding; dynein complex binding. The record is from RefSeq and is a predicted model, not a curated record. Gene Ontology annotation, biological process: cilium assembly. Lineage: Eukaryota; Metazoa; Chordata; Aves; Psittaciformes; Psittacidae. Gene Ontology annotation, cellular component: axoneme.